Molecule: messenger RNA, 1635 nt
Organism: Rotaria socialis
Lineage: Eukaryota; Metazoa; Rotifera; Eurotatoria; Philodinida; Philodinidae
Source: the annotation of a GenBank genome assembly
AUGUUGAUGACAAGCAUAUUAUUCGGUACUUUCAUCAUCCUAUUUAUAAGUUACGUGCGGACAUUGAAAUCUCGCUAUAACUAUUUCGUUCAGUGGAAUAUCCCAGGACCGCCACCACAAUUCUUUUUCGGCCAUUUACGCAAACUAUGGAGUGCACCUCUUUCUUUCGAGCAGAUCCGUGAUUGGACGCAUCUUUAUGGUUCGAUUUACGGUAUUUUCGAAGGAACACAUCCAGUCUAUAUUGUAUCUGAUGUUGAUUUUCUACAAGAAGUUUAUAUAAAGCAAUUCUCAUCCUUUCAUUCUCGUCCCUUAAAUUUUCUUGCAAGAAUACUCCAAGGCAAAGGAUCACAUCUAUUUUUUGCACAAGGCAAUCAAUGGCGACGUCAACGGCAUGUCAUAAAUCCAACUUUUACCACAGCAAAAUUGAAAAUUAUGGCACCUCUGAUGAAUAAAUGCAUCCAAUUGUUGAUGGUGAAACUUGAUGAAAUGAACGGUCAAGAAUUCAAUAUUUUUAUUCUGUAUAAACGGUUGACCAUGGAUGUUCUUUGGAAUUGUGUGUUUGGUAUUGAUGCAGAUAUGCAAAAUGAUAUUGAUAAUAUUUAUAUGAAAAAAUCAGCUCUUAGUGUUUCUGUUCAGUUAGAUAAAUUUUUGGUAGUCAAAUUAUCAAAUGUCAUGCCAUUUCUUAUUCCACUAUUAACUCUACUGAUCAAAGCUCGUAUGUUUCUUGUUGAUAAACUGCGUGCAAUGAUACCUUGGCUUAUGCGUAAUGUUGAAGACCUGCCAAGUGUAUGGAUCAUCAAAAGAGUUGGAAAUGUAGUAAGAAACAGAUUAAAAUCUGGAAAGAAACAAAUGGAUUUACUUCAAUUGAUGUUAGAUGUAGCAAAAAAUGAUGAAGUUACGGAUAAUGAAAACGAAGAAUUAACGACAAAGCACUUGCAUUACAGUGAAGUAUUAUCGAACGUUGUUCUUUUUAUGGUCGCUGGUUAUGAAUCAACUGCAACUGCCUUAGCCUUUUCCACGUAUGUUUUGGCUACUGAACCUGAAGUUCAGAAAAAAUUACAACAAGAAAUCGAUGAAAAUUGGCAAGAAAAUGCAAAAGAACCUGAUUAUGAUGUGCUUACUAAUAUGGCCUAUAUGGAUUUAUUUAUACGAGAAGUCCUACGGUUGUAUGCAUUGUCGGGCAGAGCAAGAACUCGAAGAUGUAAUGAAACAACUAACGUUUGUGGUCAUCAAGUAGAAAAAGGCGUUACAAUCAUGCCGGACAUCUACUCGAUUCACCGUAAUAUUGAUCUAUGGGGGCCUGAAGAUGUUAAUUUAUUUGUUCCCGAACGCCACAUCACAAAACGCCAUCCUGCAGCCUAUCUAGCGUUUGGUGUUGGAUCUCGAAAUUGUGUCGCACCAAAAUAUGUACAUAAAAAACUUCAAGAAUAUCAAUUAAACGAUGAAGACAAUCCUGAUCGAUGGUUCCGUUUAGAUGCUCAAGUUGCAAUGGAAAAAUUACGACAAAAAGUUUUAAGUAAAUAUGUUAAUUGUGAUCCAGAUUAUCUUGUUAUACUUGAUAAUGUAUCAGCUGCCAUUAAUUCAAUUCUUAAAUCAUUAAACCUAUGUUAUAUUAUAAUGUUGCAUAUGGAAUAG